This is a messenger RNA of Mya arenaria, 1590 nucleotides long. RefSeq lists its product as uncharacterized. The transcript is spliced from 5 exons. The record is from RefSeq and is a predicted model, not a curated record. The coding region runs from base 1 to 1590 and encodes 529 amino acids. Lineage: Eukaryota; Metazoa; Mollusca; Bivalvia; Myida; Myidae.
AUGGCAAUAAAAUUAGAACUAUUGGUGCUCUUUGCUGUUGUUGUAGCAAUUUCAUCAGCGGGUAACGUUCCGGCGGGAUUUAUACCACUGCCUCCUCUACCAGUUAGGACACCUCCGCCGACGAAACAGCCACCAAAACAGACAUUCGCUACCGCCUCCAAGAAACCGUUUACAACAAAGGCGCCAUACAAGCCUCCGACUACUCAAAAACCUGCACCAACCACAAAGAAAACGUUACCGACGACACAGAAACCUCUGCCGACGACACAGAAGCCUAUACCAACGACACAGACGCCGGCGCCUGUAAAUACAGCCCCAUCUAACUGCGGGUUAAACGUAAAUGUUCCCAAGGCGAACUGCAUCAAUGGAAAUGUGAACGUGCAACAGGCGUUGGAUGCUUUACGUCAGCAGCUUUCCGCGACGCGUCAGCAGCACCAAGCUCAGAACUCCGCCGUACAGAACAUGGUUAGCAAUCUACAGUCGCGCCAGUCCGGUUACUUGACAAAGAUUUCUGAUCUUCAGAGCGAGGUGCAGAACCUGGUUUCCGCCUUCAACAACAUUUGCACGCGGCGGCCAUCCUCUACCACUCCGCCUGCUACGGUGACAAUGGCCCCUACGACGAACACUCCCGCUUCAAGCGGUGUGUCCCAGUUGGCCUUCCUCCAGGCGAUACAAGCCGUCCGGAGCGACAUGGGCCGUGCUGUCCUGGACUUCAACAACAGGGUGUUUAAUGUGAAUACAGCUAUACAAAACCACGAGCAACAAGAGAUGACGGUACAUCAGGGUAUCGAGUCUAAGAUCCAGAAGCAGGCGAGCGACAUCGGCCGCCUCUCUCAGCAAGUGGCGUCACUCACCGGCCUUCUCGCGCAGCUCAACACCUCUUCCGGUCAGCCGGCCGCAGGUUCUACAGCCGCCGACGUCGCCAAGUUGAAGCAAGAUAUUGCGAAGGUAUCAGCGGACGUUCAGAAGUACGACCAGGCGCAGCAGGCCAAGGUCGCAAGCCUGUCUGUGAACUCGGGGGCGCUGGCGGCCCAGGUCGCCAAUCACUCGACAGACAUUACCAUCCUGCGCACAAACCUCCAGCUAGACCAGGCGCGUCUCCGUAACGUGGAAAAAGACGUGACACAGGUGCAUGACUCGCUCGCCAUCUUCCGCCAACAGAUUAACCCGCAACUCUCCAGCAUACAGAGUGAUGUGGGCACCCUGAAGGCGAACAUGUCCGCACUGGACCGGAAGGUUACGUCUAUCAACAAGAGCUCCUUCAACUUGUUCAACCAGUACACACAGGACAAGGCCUCACUUACCGGACUCGUCUCUCAGUCUACAAGCAUCCAAGGGAACCUGAGCAGCAUCCAGCACGAUCUGGGUCAGCAGACGCAGGAAAUUAAGAAUAUCCAGAGCGGCAUGGUCGCCCUCAAGGUCGCUAUUCCUAUCACCGAGCUGACAAAGAUGAACUCGUUACUAAAUAAUACCCUCGCCAACAACGGCACCUGGGCGCCACAGGAUAUCAUGGAUUUCCAGGCCGCCAUUACGUCCAUACAGACAAACCUACGGAGCCUUAAGCCCAACCUAGGGCCAUCUAGCGGAUAA